GGGCUGGCGGGCAGCGCUAGGCAGGCGGCCAUUGCAGGAGGCCGCGGGCCUGCCUGCUGCCGCGCCCCGGCCGCGGAGCCGCAGCUCGGUGGGUGCUGACUCCUUGCCGUGACCGCUCAGGGGCCGGGGUGUGCGGGGGAUGAGAGGCAGCCGCCGGCGGGGGGCCCAGCCUCGUCUUUAGCUGUGCAGCGGUGUUCUUGUGUGGCGGGCCGCGGCUGUGGUAUGUGGGGCUGCCCCGCCGCCCUGCCUCCGUCGCUGGGUGUCUGGAUCCUUCGCCAAGCGUCCAGUGUUCUGUCUGCGUACUAACUGAGCUCAGCCCGGAGCAGCUUAAGCAAAUGAUUGAGGAGGAGCACUCUCUUCUCUGAUGUGCAGGGAUGUUGUAGGUCACCUUCAGAACGUGCUGGAACCGAGUCAGUACCAGAGCAGCUUUUGAAGGAUGUGCAUGUACUGAAAAACUGAGCAGAGGGCCAAGGUACUGGUGUACUAGUCUUGUUCCUCUACUUCAAGCCAGUAUGUCGAAGAAAUCGGGGGCUCCGCUUUCCUUGUCUGACUGCCUCUGCCCAAUCUGCAUGGAGAUCUUUGUAGAGCCUGUGACACUGCCAUGCAACCAUACCCUCUGUAACUCCUGUUUCCAGCUUACAGUUGAAAAAGCCAGUCUUUGUUGCCCUUUUUGUCGGCGUCGAGUCUCUUCUUGGGCCCGAUAUAAUGCCCGCAGAAAUACUCUCGUCAAUUGGGAGCUCUGGGAGAAGAUCCAGAAGCAUUACCCGAAGGAGUGUGAGCGUAGGAUUAAUGGACAGGAUUUGGAAGAGGAAAUCUGUGUCCCCCAUCCGCAGCACCAGCUGAGCAAGCCUGGGGAACUGAGGCAGGAAUAUGAAGCAGAAAUUAGCAAGGUGGAGGCAGAAAGGCGAGCACAUGAGCAAGAGGAGAACAAGGCAAGUGAGGAAUACAUUCAGCGCCUUCUGGCAGAGGAGGAGGAGGAACAGAGACUGGUGGAAGAGAGGCGAAGGGAGAUGGAGAAACAGCUGAAGCAAGAUGAAGAGCUGGCCUGGCGGCUGAGUAACAGUCUGAAUGAUAAUUCCAGAGGGCAUGGGCUCAGCAGUCCUGCACAAGCAGGCAGUGUCUCACUUGAAACAUCCCCAGCUCAUUUGUGCAAGAUGAAAAGUAAACCAAGCAACUCUGAAGACAUUCAGAAGUACCUGUCUCCAAAGCUUCAUCAUACAUUGGGAUCAGCAUCAUCCUCUAGAACAAGAGAAAGAGGCAGGGGUGACUCUGGCUCUGCGGAGACCAAUGGCAAUGAAGGCAGCAGUUCAGCUUGGCAAAAUGAUCAAGAGGAAAUGCCAACACUGUCUCCACAGCUGACCAGUGUCAAUAAAGAUUCCAGUGCUGUGGAUUCAUUUUUGGAAUCGUGCAUGAACUAUUUCAGUACCUCGGCUUCGGGGGAAACUACUGUCAAGCAGGAAGAAACACCAGGAGCAAAUUGUGUAGAAGAAAUUUCAGAGGCGUUGCAUGGAAUCACAAAAAGGGAAGGCUCUGGAACAGUUCUAAGAUCUAAAGGAGAAGAUGAUGGAUGUAAAACAGACAGUGGCAGUUUAACACACUUAGAAAGCAUAAACGUUAAAAAUUCUGCUGGAGGUUAUACCUGUAUUCAAGCAGCAGCAAAUUCUGUGGUGUCUGACAGCACAAGUGUGGUGUGUGACCUUAAAAAGGUGGCUAGACACUCAGAUGAAGAGAAGCCAGAGAGCCUGCAGAACACUAAGGAGACUCCAAAAAGAAAGUUGUUGGAGCCACCAGCUGAAGAAGUGGUUGACUUUUGUGUGCUUGAUAAGAGGAGAAGAACUUUUCCAGAAAGUUUAGAGGAGCAAGGGAAGCAGAUAAAUGAUUUUAACUUGCAAAUGCAGAAAGCCUUUGAGCAGGAGAUCUAUGAAAGACGUAUGCAAGAGGAGCAGGACAGGCUUCUGGCUCUGCAGCUGCAAAAACAGAUCAACAAGGAGGAAAGGACACUUAAUCGACAAAAGGGCUCUCCAGAUCAGUAUCUGCUUCGCACCAAACCACCUCAGUCAGUGAAAGACUCUUCUGCCAGAAAGGGAAGUUCUAAGGUGGCAAGAGACUCAAAGGUAUCAAAAAACCAGGCUGAAACAAAUCACCGCAAAACUCGCAGAGGUUCUUGCAAUGAGAAUUGGCAGUCACCUGCCAGAGUCCGGAUGAAAUCACCCAGCAUCAACGGAGGAAAGGUGUUGAAUUGUGUGGUUAAUACCAGUGAUGCAAAUGAUAUUUGUUCACUACCUAAGAAUAAGCAAAAGACUAUCCUUCAGAUGUUUAAAAGCCCUGUUGCAGAGUAGAUCAGCAGAAUCACAGACAUGUGGUGGAAUGAGAAUUUAAGCUGUGGUAAUGCUUUCUCCUGUGUUGGGCAAAGCUUCCUGCGAACAGUUGUAAAAUUGUUGAUUUUGGUGGGGGAUCACUUUAGGCCACAGAGAGUUCUGUAUUUUGGAGUUUUAAUAAUUUACACCCCCAGUCUUUAAAAAAAAUGUAGUUGUUCUUUUCUUGACUGUAGCUUAUUUUCUAGCAGUUACAUAAUUUUGAAUAUGAAUACUGUUAGUGUUUAAAAACAAAAAUAACUGAUCUUAAAAUGAGAGUUGGGAGCCUUUUGUGGAAAGGACGCAUGUUCCACAGAGGUUAAGCUAAAGCUAAAAAAUACGUCUGUAUUUCCAGUUGUCUGCCAGCUGUAAUAUUGAAGCUUUGAUCAACACAACCACUGGUCUGUUUAAUUGAAGCAUGUUACUGAAAUUUAGGCUAUUUAUUGAAUGGCAUUGUUCACGCAACAGGUAACAAGAGUAUAACUGGACAGCCAGUCUUGCAGGUACAGUUUUCAUACACUUCCUUAGAGAAAGUUCUCAUCCCUCUUUCUUAGAGAAAGAGGAAAAAAAACAGGUCACUCCCCCACUGCCAAAGCCAAGGUUUUUUUCAUAAAUGCCAACAGUAUAAGUGGUUGUGGGCUUAUAUUUGCCUCUGUUCGUAGAGGUCACUUACGCAGAUCUGGCACUUACUGUCAUUAGGAAAAGAUACUUUUGUUGUCUUACUGCUAGUGUUCUGCAGCUUUAUACUUGUACAGUAGUAUUGCCUGUAUUUAGUGCUGUUUAUUUUUUAUACUCAAACUGGUUUGAGUUUGAUUAAAAAUGCAUAACAUUACAAAAAUGUAGUUCAGAAGACAGUUAUGAUGGAGAAAGUUAAAGGGGGAGCAGCAGUUGAAGUUGUGAGAAAUGACAUAACUGUAAUUAAAGAUUCAUAUAACUACCAUGCCUGGCUGGAACUAACGCAAUUCAAAUGCAUUACCACUUAGAGUUGUGGGGAAGCUGAGGUCUGGAGGAAGUUGAGACUGGUGAAGAGCUGACCAGCUGCUACUCAGCAGAAGUAUUCUUGCUAGAUUGUUUUAUCUGUUGCUAUGAUAAAGACAUCUUUUGAUCUUUCUUUGCUUGUAAUAAGAUACUCUUCCCCUGUCUGUGUUUAAAAGAGAGCAAAGCACAAAUCUGCGUUGCUAAAGUGCUUUGCUUGUCACCAAUGUUAGCAAAUGUUUUAAAUGUGUUCUUUUUUGAACCUCUGUAGAGGUGAUGAUCUUUAACUUGGUUCUGGGAAAUCAGUAACAAAAGCCUUGACAGCAGUAUCUUCUGAUGUUUUAAGUUUUAAAUACCAACAAAUCCUGAAAUUUCAUUGACAGCGCAAACAGCACAUCAAGCAAAAUUGUGAAUUGUGCUGUUUCUUUGCCUGUGUGUCUCUAGUAAUGGAGGUUUUCUCAUAAAGGAAUGAUGUGUUCUGACAUGGUUUUUGAGAAAGUUACAACUGGAGACCAGCUGCAAGUCAUUCAGUUUGCCUCUUGCUGCCUCAACUAUUGUGCUGGAAGCAGUAUAGAUCUGUUUCUGUUUAAUCUUUGCUUUUAUUUGGGUUGUUUGCUGUCUUACCCAUGUAGUCAAAUACAAUUCUUCAUUAAUUAAAAUAUUCUUUAAGGAAGAGGUAGUGAUUGUUUUCCAUGGUAGUGACGCUUGGUCUUUCCAGUGACGAUAAGCACGUAAGAAGUAAACUCUCAAUU
Messenger RNA from Melopsittacus undulatus (budgerigar), 4081 nucleotides. It is a transcript of the gene RNF168, whose product is annotated as ring finger protein 168. The transcript is spliced from 8 exons. Gene Ontology annotation, molecular function: ubiquitin-protein transferase activity; nucleosome binding; metal ion binding. The coding region runs from base 513 to 2339 and encodes 608 amino acids. The record is from RefSeq and is a predicted model, not a curated record. Lineage: Eukaryota; Metazoa; Chordata; Aves; Psittaciformes; Psittaculidae. Gene Ontology annotation, cellular component: site of double-strand break; nucleus. Gene Ontology annotation, biological process: double-strand break repair; protein ubiquitination.